Molecule: messenger RNA, 2109 nt
Organism: Sodiomyces alkalinus F11
Lineage: Eukaryota; Fungi; Ascomycota; Sordariomycetes; Glomerellales; Plectosphaerellaceae
Product: phenylalanine ammonia-lyase
Exons: 1
Biological process (GO): L-phenylalanine catabolic process
Cellular component (GO): cytoplasm
Molecular function (GO): ammonia-lyase activity
Source: RefSeq, a predicted model, not a curated record
AAGCUUCAGGGUCUCAAGGUCAGAGGCGCUUCACUCGACAUUGACGGUUGCUCUCUCGAUAUCCCUUCUGUCGUCGCCGCGGCUUGGCAUGGACUCGCGCCUAACAUCAAAGCCGAUCCCCUUCUCAGACGCCGUCUCCAGGACAGCAUUCGCGUCCUCAACCGUCAUCUCGAGAAUGGCUGGAUCAUCUACGGCGUCAACACGGGCUUUGGCGGUAGUGCCGACUCCCGCACGGAACAGUUGAACAAGCUCCAAGUCGCCCUCCUCCAACAUACCCAGAGUGCCAUCAUCACCUCCGACGACAAGGCCGGUCGUACCGAUCGAGAUGGCCAGUCUCACGUCAUCCCAGUUUCCUGGGUAAAAGCCGCCAUCCUGAUACGCGCGAACCAGAACCUACGAGGUCACAGUGCUGUCCGAUUGGAGGUCAUCGACAAGCUGCUUCAGCUGUUGUACCACGACAUCACGCCUCUGGUCCCCCUCCGCGGCACCAUCUCCGCCUCGGGUGACCUCAUGCCCCUUUCCUACAUCGCUGGCACCUUGACCGGGAACCCCGACAUCUUCGUCCGUCUCGGCAGCGACUCCGACUCCGACUCCCACGCCACCGGCCACCGCAUCGUUUCGUCUCAGGUCGCCCUCGAGACCAAGGGCCUCACUCCCGUCGAGCUGGGCCCCAAGGAAGGCCUCGGUCUCAUCAACGGCACAGCCCCGUCCGCCGCCCUAGCCGCCCUCGUGCUCCACCAGGCACACCAGCUUGCCCUUCUGGCCCAGUCCCUGACCGCCUUCACCGCAGAGUGUCUCUCGGGCAACGUCGAGUGGUCUAACGACUUCAUUCAAGCCAUACGUCCGCACCCGGGCCAGCAAGAGGCCGCUCGGACCAUCAGAGCCCUGCUAGGGGGCUCAACUUUCGUCGUCGGGCUCAACGGCGAGGACAAAAGGCGCACGGGCGACGGCCUCUGGCAAGACCGCUAUUCGACCCGUACCGCGCCGCAAUGGAUCGGCCCCUACCUGGAAGACCUCCUCCAAGCCCGGCGCCAAGUCGAGCUGGAGCUGAACUCGACGUGCGACAACCCGGUCAUCGAAGCGGAUAAGAAUGAAGUCUACUCGGGCGGCAACUUCCAGGCCACCGUCAUCACUUCCGCCAUGGACAAGACCAAGUCGGCCCUCGUCAUGAUCGGCCGCAUGCUCUUCGCCCAGUGCACCGAGCUCAUCGACCCGGCCCUGAACAACGGCCUCGACGCUAACCUCGUCUUCGGCGACCCCCACGACUCGUACACCAUGAAGGGCCUCGACGUGAACAUGGCUGCCUACAUGUCCGAGCUCGCCGCCCUCGCCCACCCCGUCUCCGCCCACGUCCUGCCCGCCGAGAUGCGUAACCAGUCCAUCAACUCGCUCGCCUUCCUCUCCGCCCGCCGCACUGCCGAGGCCCUCGACCUCCUUGCCCAUAUAUGCGCCGCCCACCUGUACGUCUGCUGCCAGGCCGUCGACCUGCGCCACUACCACCGUCGCUUCCUCGCCCACCAUGUUCUUCACCUGGCCCUUGAACCCUCUUCCUCCCCCUCGUCGUCAUUAUCCUCCCUGGGCUUAUCGCCAGAAACACGCGCCAGUCUCUGCCGCGACCUACGGGAUCUGCUAGUCCGCAGAUGGCACGAGGCGAACAGAAUAGGGCACAUCGAACGAUGCAAGCACGUCGCCUCGGACCUCGCCUCAUUCAUUCUCACCACCACCGUCGAACAAAAGGAAGGUAUCGACCCCGUCACCGUCGCCCAGGCCGUCAUCUCCUUCCAGAAGACGCUGCAUCGGGACAUGCAAAGCUGGGUCACUGACCCGGUCAACGAUCCUGAUCCUCCUCCUCCUUCUUCUUCUUUUGCUACUGCUACUGCUACUGCUACUGCUACGACGACUCCCGGAAUCAAAAUACCCGAGGGCUUGGGCCGGGGUGCAAGUGAGUUAUAUCGUGUCGUUCGCGGCCUUCUCGGUGUUGGGUUCCACCGCGGUCUCAGGGGCAGCAGCACCAUCCAGGACAGCGGCGUAGGAAAGACCAUCGGCACCGACGUCAGUACCAUCUACGAGGCGAUUCGCGACGAGACAGUCAUGGAUACACUGAUGCCC